UUUCCUCAUUCGACUCUUUGGACUUCUUAAUGCGCGACGUCCUCCGUAUGUAUAAUUGGAAGUUGCUUUUCGAUCACGAACGCCUUCCCACGUCCAUCUGCCGAUGCCUUCUCUCCGUUCGAGACUCCGAAUAUUCUGAACCCGUGUGGUACGAUACCUGAAAAUUCUCCACGCAAAUAGAACGACUUCCCUAAGUUCACCGGUCACUACCACCUUUCCAUUCCUUGCUAAGGCUCCUGGGAAGUCGUCCUGUGAGUGGAAGCGUUUCUGCGAACCUCUCUGGCUGCCUCGUUCGAGCCUUCCAAUCUCUCGAGCAUACGAUGUGCAAACAACCCUUGCAGUUGGGAGCCCCUUCUCCACCCCAAGUCACUUCCAUCUCUCGAAAACGCUCUUUCCCUUUCACAAAAUAGGUAUGGCCACAACCUGCCGCCCCUCUGGUCCAUCCUUGAACUAUAAGAGCAGUCAUCUGCCCUCCUCUUUGCUGAUUCUCUUUCUCUCCUUCGUUCCACUUGUGUUCCAUCGACUUUUUGCCCUCGGCACCCCCGUCUCUAUUGACACUCUCGCCUCCAUCGACUCUUUACCCUCUGUCAAUUCUCCCGUCCUACGCUGGCACCUCGUCUCCGUCAACAUUCUCGUCCUCCCCCAACACUCUCGUCCUCAUCGACAAUCCCGUCUGCCAGCACUCUCGCCCUGUCAAUGCUUUGUUUUUGAUCGACUCGCAUGCCCUCCUUAUACUUCUACUUCUCCGUUGACUCGUUCUUCAUCAGCUCUUGUCUCCUCCUGCCAGCCGCUCAUUUCUUCAAUUGCAUUCCCUCUCCUCUGCUCAGUCAAGUCUCCUUCGGCGCCCCCCCUUGUGUUCUGUUGUCCAUCAGACACAAAUUCCAGGCGUCCAUCAAGACUUGGAGGAUCGUGUCAGUCCCAGGUGGGUGGUUCCUAAUGCUAAAAAAAAAAAAAAAAAAUGAUGUACCCCUUGCGUGUUUUUUUUGGAUUGCUUUUUUUUUGCUUUCUUGCUUUUUUUCUUUUGGCGGCUUCCACCAGCGUAACAUGAUUAUUAUUAUGAAAAGAGCAGAAGGAGCCCUCACAAAUCGUCAGCCUCGGCUGACGUACCUCUAGGGCGAUACUUGACAUGGCUUCCGGAUACCUAUAGAGAUGGUGAUCGGCUUAUGGGGCCAUGGCUGACAAGAUAGGGGCUUGGCGGGUGUUUUUGCUUUGGUUGUCCUGCGUCAGAUGCGAAUGUGCCUUCGUAGUUACGCGCAGGAAUGGCUCGGUACUCUUGAAACUGCUGAGUAUGUAGUACAAUAGAAUUUGUGGCAACCGUGAGACUCCGUUGUGUUUUUUCCCUCCAUCGUCAUUUGCGCCAGUUGUGGUGACUUGACUUGCUAAUGGGGAAUCCAACAGCACAGGAUAAUCUAACGAUU
Molecule: messenger RNA, 1418 nt
Organism: Phialemonium atrogriseum
Lineage: Eukaryota; Fungi; Ascomycota; Sordariomycetes; Cephalothecales; Cephalothecaceae
Exons: 1
Source: RefSeq, a predicted model, not a curated record